Molecule: messenger RNA, 2221 nt
Organism: Monodelphis domestica (gray short-tailed opossum)
Lineage: Eukaryota; Metazoa; Chordata; Mammalia; Didelphimorphia; Didelphidae
Gene: TMUB2
Product: transmembrane and ubiquitin like domain containing 2
Biological process (GO): ERAD pathway
Molecular function (GO): protein binding
Source: RefSeq, a predicted model, not a curated record
CCCUCGGAGAGCCACGGUCGGGCCGGCUCCCUUGUCCCGGUGCCGGGCGCUACGCUCCCCUUCUUCUCCAGCCGGUACCCUCCGUUUCCCAGGACCCCCCGCGGCUGCCCUCGGCCCCUCCCUCCGGGUCCUCGCCCCGCCCCUGCCUGCGAGAGGGGGGUGGGGCGUGACCUCUGACCCCUACCCGGGUCGUCCCCGGGGCCCGGAGGGAAACGCCAGGUCAGGCCCGGGCCUUGAACGCGGGCCCCUGUCCCUGUCCAGCUUCGUUCCCGGGGGAGCCAUGAGGCUCAGACCCAGUGAGAAUUCCAGCCAUGGAACCACCUGAUACCACCCUCAUUGAAGGCGUGGGCAAUGAGGUGACAGUGGUGGUGGGUGUGGUGGUGCUGGCGUUGGCCCUCAUACUGGCCUGGCUCUCCACCUACGUGGCAGAUGCUGGUAGUAGCCAGCUCCUGGGCACCAUUGUGGCAGCUGGUGACACCUCUGUGCUCCGUCUUGGUCAUGUGGAACACCUGGUCGGGGGGCCAGGCACCUCGGAGCCAGCUGAGCCCACCCAUCUUGAAGAGGGUACUGAGGAGAAAGCUGAGGAGGAAGGUGGGGGGGACUCAGCAGGUGAGCCUGGUGCUGGGGGCACGGUUGAGCCAGGCCUCGACCACCUGCUUGACAUACAGGGACUGCCUAAUCGGGCAGCUAGUGGUGAGGGCAGCAGUCCAGAAGCUUCCCUGAGGUCUGAGGGUAGCACCCUCCUUCUGCCUAACUCUGGCCUCAUCAACAUUCGACUCAAAUUCCUCAAUGACACAGAGGAGCUGGCUGUGGCCAGGCCUGAGGACACCGUGGGCACCCUCAAGAGCAAAUACUUUCCUGGGCAGGAGAGUCAGAUGAAACUGAUUUACCAAGGCCGCCUGCUGCAGGAUCCAGCUCGAACCCUUCGCUCCCUAAACAUCACUGACAACUGUGUGAUCCACUGUCACCGAUCACCCCCAGGGCCAACAGCCUCUGGCUCCUCUGCAUUGCCCACUUCUCCCACCACAGAGCCUUCAGGUCUCAGCGUCAAUGUGGGCAGCCUUAUGGUGCCUGUAUUUGUGGUGCUGCUGGGUGUAGUCUGGUACUUCCGUAUCAACUAUCGACAAUUCUUCACAGCACCUGCCACUGUUUCUUUGGUAGGGGUCACUGUCUUCUUCAGCUUCCUGGUUUUUGGGAUGUAUGGACGAUAAAGACACAAUGAGGGUGGGAAGAAGAGUCAGUCUUCCUUCCCUACCCCAUUUCCUGCCCAGAGUUGGGUGCCAAGGGCCCCAGGUCCAGUGAUGGUCAGUAAAAGGGAUGUGGACCCUCUGUGGGAAGUGGGCAUAUGACCUCUUCCAUGCCCUCAACUCUGCCCCCAAACAGGGUGACCAUGUCCCUUCCCCUGCCCAUUAACAACUCUCAGGUAGAAAUGAGGACCACCCACCCCCAAAAAAGACAUAUACAUCCCUGAUGCCAGUACAAGUGACUGUCCUCCCCCAGAGUGGGCUCUGUGCUGACGAUCCCACUUGAAAGAGGUACAGGCUUAGGUGACCCCAGAAUAUCAAGGGACCCCCUGCCAGCAGCCCCCAUCUCUUUUGUGUGCCACCAGCUUUGCACGCACUAGAGUCCCUGGCCUCUCUAGCUUCCCACGUGGCUGCUCUAUAUUGGGCAGCAGCUAGGGGAGCACAGCAGUAUCCAAAGCAUGCAUCUGCCAGGGACAACAGGGCCCCUGUGCCUAGUCAUUGGCCAAACCACCUUCUCCUGUUUCUGUGGUUUAUAAGAUGACCAAAUCUAGUUUGUUUCAGGAAGGGGGUGACAAGGCCAAGGUACCUCCAUGGACCUGCUCUUUUCAGCCCUUUGGCCCCUGAGUAGUGAAAGUAGGAUGGUUCUUAUGUUCUGGAAUUUCCAAGGUUCUCCCCUUUUCUAGAGCACUUUGCUUGCAUACCUGUUUUUUACAAAGCCCUUUACAGUUGAGUCAGAACUCUGGGAGUCAGAGGUGAGACCCUAGAAUCAAGUGCAGGAAUUAGGGCUAGGACUGCUAUUGCUUCUGAUCCAAGGCCAGGACACCAAGAAGAAACAUCUGCACUGUCAUGCCCUCUACUCUGAAAUAACCUUGCCCUUGUGGCUCAGAGAUGUCUGCCCCCGAGGCUCCCAUCUAGAUGGCCACUGCCUGUGAUUAAAUAAAGUUUUACUUUUGUGGCCAGCCUUGGUCACUCAAAGA